Molecule: messenger RNA, 3064 nt
Organism: Cavia porcellus (domestic guinea pig)
Lineage: Eukaryota; Metazoa; Chordata; Mammalia; Rodentia; Caviidae
Gene: Garin5b
Product: golgi associated RAB2 interactor family member 5B
Exons: 9
Coding region: 108-2636 (842 amino acids)
Cellular component (GO): nucleus
Source: RefSeq, a predicted model, not a curated record
ACCAUGGCCACAGCCCGAGUCAUCCCCCAGCCCUGGGGAAGUUGAGCUCCAGGGACCAAGAUCAACAGCCUGGGGUGGGGUGGGGGGACCCCAUGUAGUGAACCCCUAUGGGGGUCAUGAAGUGGUUUUGGAACACCCGGCCAGCCCAGCCACACCGGGGCCCCCAGAAGUGGGUCCCUGUUCUGGGCAAGCUUCAGCAGACCCUCCAGAAGGGCGAGUACCUGCCCCUGCGUCCAAUGCCCAUGUUCGAGAGUAACUUUGUGCAGGUAACAGCCGUGGGGAGCCCUGUGUUCCUGCAUCAGCGAGCUAACCGGCUGACCCUGGGUGUGGCCGCCUCUCUGCCUGGCCUGGUGCUUCCAGACAUCCUGCUCAUCGCUCGCCCCCAGGCCAGGGACGGCUCCCACCUGCAGCUGACCAGGAUGAUCCCCCUGGACUUCGUGCACCUCUAUGUCCACAACUCGUCUGCCCGGCGCCUGAAGUUGCGGCUGAUCACUGGCCGCUGCUACUACCUGGCUCUGGAGGCUCCGGACCUUGAAGUAGGCUUCCUAUUCGACUGCUGGGUGCGCCUGGCCCACAUGCUCCAGGAGCCCACGACUGCCAGGACCUCCCGGCCCCUGCACCCAUCUGGUCAAGGUUCCUUGGCCAAGGUGCCCGCCUCCACUUGGCACCUGCAGGACUUGGCCCACCGCAGCUGCACAGCCGCCCUGACGAAGCCCACCUUUCCUUCUAUGAUGCCGGCUGGAAGGAAGCAGAAGGCAGCCAAACGCAGGUUCAAGUCCCGGGCUGUUGGCGACUCCAUACCUCUCAUCUUGUCACAGCAGAAGCAUGAUGCCCUGGGAGUGAAAUCCACAGAAAAGAGGUCCACUCCCGGUACCAACCCUGACAGAUAUGCCAUCCAAACCCACAGUCCUGGCACAGCCAGCAUCACCAUUCGCACCAUCUUCAGCGUGGUCUCCAGGACGGUCCUGCAGCACCAGGACUGCCCACCUGAUUCUGAAGAGGCUCCGGGCCUGGAGGCUCAGAUCGAAAGCCCUUCCCACUGUGUCUCUGGGGACAACUGUGCCUACCCACCUAAGGGGUCCGGCAACUCUGUGGAGCUGCUCCUGAGGCAGCAGGACAUUGAGGACUUCCUGGACACAGAAGCCAGCACCCUGUCCCCUUCCUUCUUGGACACAACUCCGCACUCUCCUGCCAUGUACCUCUGUCCAUCCUGUCCCUCUUUCCCCAACCCCCAGGACAAGGCCAGGUGUGGGAACCCACAGCUGGGCCAGCGGACACCUCCCUCCCAGAAAGCCUGGUCUGGAGGUCGCCUGCAGUGGGGGGCACCAGUCAUCAUGGGGCAGUCACAGAAGGUGCUAGCUAUUCUGGCCCCAUCCCAGAAGACCUCAGCUGUCUCUGCCACCCCCUGCCCAUCCCAGAAGGCCCCAGUUGUCUUCUUUCCACCUCACAGGCUACCAUCUCAGGCUUGGACAGCUCCACCUACAUGCAUGGGUCCCCAGAAGGCUGAGUGUCCUUCUGCCCCAGAGAAGGAGCCUCUGCUCCUGCCAACCCCGUCCCAGCAGAUGCCUGCCCAGCCCCCCUGUCCCCAGGCAGCCGUCAGCCCUCCUGUCUCCUGGGGGAAGCCCCUAGCCCAGCUCCCCAUGGCACUGGCAGGACCUCCUCAAGCAGAUGUAACCAGGAAAAGCAAGUCUGAGGGGACAGUGGUGCCUGGGGUGUUGGUGGGCACCCAGGAGAGGAAUGUGAUAGAGAGGAACACCCCGGAGGUGUCCCUGGACCUGCCCUUCACUACUAUCACCAAGGAGUCUAAGGGGGUGCUACUCAGCCAAACCCAGGUGGUCACUGUGGCAGGGCAGCAGGGCCAGGCAAAGUUGGAGGACGUGGCCCACAGGAGGCGGGAGGAGGUGUCACUGGACCUGCCCCUUGUGAGGUCCAAGGAGGUGGAGCAGAGAUGGGUGAGGACCCAGCAGGAGGCCGUGGAGGCACUGGGCAGGGAGCUCAGCAGGGCCUUCUCUGUGGAGGGGCUCAUGAUGGCCAAGCCAAUGAUCAUGGCCAACUCUAGGGAGUGGUGCCCAGGGCCAUCUGGGGCAUCCAGGCCCUCUGGGCUCUCAGCGACUUCCCAGGCAGCAGCCGUGUUAGCGGACAGCCAGGCCCCAUUGCCCCUGAGCCCCAGCUGGCUGUUCUUACUGGAGGGGACAGGAGUGGUGGUCAGGGGGCCACAAGAGUACGACUCCUGGGUGAAGGAGAAAAUGCAGUGGGGCUCCGAGCAACCUGCCCAGGGGCCACUGUGCUCUGGGCCUGGCUCCAUCAGUCCAGUGGUGUCCCCAGGCCCUGUGGUUUCCAUCCCCCUGCCUGCCUCAUGUUGGGAGGACUUGCCACAACCUCCCCCGCCACCACCAGCCUCCAGCUUGAGGGCCAAAGUCCUGGGAAGUGCGCCCCAGCCUCGGCCCCCGAGUGUGCCCAGGAAGCACCCUCCAGCCACCACGGAGUCAUCCUCAAAAGGCAUCCUGCAGGUGCCCCUGGAAGUCCAGAGUGUGAGGGACGCAGCCACCUCGGCACAGAUUACAAAGGGGAACCUGGGAUUCCAUCACCUUCCUGUGGCCAGGUGUGUGGCGCCCAUCCACUGUCAGCUAUGUUAGGCAUCUGAGGGUGGAGAGGGUCAGUAUCUCACCUGGUCCAUUCCCUCCACCUCUGUCCUGUAACCUGACUGACUUCUGGACAGGUGGGUGGUUUCAGUUUGUCUUGCAGUUGGCCGUGUUGUUCCUGACAGUACAGACUCAACAAUGCAGGCUCCAGGGUGGGCAGUACUGCUGGCACCUAGUGGGCAGGGAUACCCGCACAGCACAGGGCAGGUCCCACACCACUAGCAAAGGCCAAGGAGCUGGAGUAUUUGUGUCAAGACCUGAAGGAGAGACCUCAGUGGUGCUGGGUUGAUGGCCCAGUGCAGGGGUCAAUGAGCUGCAGGACUUGGGCAGAGGGGCAGAAUUGGUCAACAGAGCUCGGGGGCUGGGCAAGGGUGGCAGCUGGAGGUGCCAGUGGCAUGGGCAGGUGUGGAGAUGAAAGGAUG